GCAGCACGUCUUUUCCCUCCUCAAAAAACAUCUUCAUUCUUGUGCCCUCGAACUCUCGGUGUCUCCAACCGAGGCAGCCUCAGACCGACAGAGCGACAUCUCUAUUUCUCUGCAUCGUCUACGUUCAUCGGCUGACUCUGGAAUUGCCUUUUUGUCUGGAUUCGACUGGGGGAGACAGAGAAAAGCCACAGAAAGCACGAAGCUGUGCUUGAGGUAGCGAGGACUCCGAGGGGGAAACAGAAGCCUUCAUGUUUCAGUUGCCAAUCUUGAAUUUCAGUCCCCAGCAGGUAGCGGGGGUAUGCGAGACUUUGGAAGAGAGCGGAGACAUCGAGCGUCUCGGCCGAUUCCUGUGGUCGCUGCCCGUCGCACCCGCUGCCUGCGAGGUGCUCAACAGAAAUGAGUCUGUGCUAAGGGCUCGGGCUAUCGUAGCCUUCCACACUGGGAAUUUCCGUGAGCUUUACCACAUUCUGGAGAACCACAAGUUCACCAAAGAGUCCCAUUCCAAACUGCAAGCACUUUGGCUGGAGUCACACUACCAGGAGGCAGAGAAGCUCCGAGGCCGCCCGCUGGGGCCAGUGGACAAAUACCGGGUACGGAAGAAGUUCCCUCUGCCUAAAACAAUUUGGGAUGGAGAACAAAAGACUCACUGCUUUAAAGAAAGGACCCGGCAUUUACUUCGAGAAUGGUACCUCCAGGAUCCUUAUCCGAACCCAAGUAAAAAGAGAGAGCUUGCACAAGCUACGGGACUCACUCCCACUCAAGUGGGGAAUUGGUUUAAAAAUCGAAGACAAAGGGACAGAGCCGCAGCCGCUAAAAACAGGUUACAACAGCAGGUGUUGUCUAAUGGCUCGGUUCGGUCCCUAACUGGAGAGGAUGGUGCUGUAGACCGACUGGGGAACGCGUCGAGCCCUGAAGCGAGCUUGUCGAGCAAAGCCGCUGCGUCGGCUAUCUCCAUCACUUCAAGUGACAGCGAAUGUGACAUCUAACAUCGCACCACGAUCCGGCCCGCGGGCUAUACGGGAAGACUAUGAGAAAAUUAACACAUACGAAGGAAAUCGAGACAGACAAUCAGCAAGAUAAACAAGCACAUUAGUGCCUGCCUUAACGUAUCAGAGGCCGUGUUUUUAUUUUAUUUUAUUUUUUAUUUGGAGGCUGUUACAUCAGCCCGGAAUCGUGGGAUUCAUGGAAUGCUUUAUCUUUAAAAUGUAUUUAUCUUUUUGUGAGAGCAAAGUGGGGGCAAGCGCGAAAAAAAAAAAAAAAUACUAUCUGUAUUAAAACUACUUUUGUAACCGAUUGCCUCAAGCAAAUAGGUGCCCCUACGGAAAUGAUAUUCACACUUUUUGUUAAUUUUGAAAAGGACUUCUUGGUGAAACAUUUUACCUCCCAGGUUUUCUAAGGUGUUUACGCAUUAAAUUGUUGCUCUUAUAGAAUCUGAUUUUUAUUUGCUUGGUCAUUUCAAGUCUGGUCAUUUUCGGUGUUAAACGAUCGACUUUGUGCCGAUCGAGCAUGUGCGCCGAUAGUGAAGAUAUUAGUGAA
Onychostoma macrolepis is the source of this 1536-nucleotide messenger RNA. It is a transcript of the gene six6b, whose product is annotated as SIX homeobox 6b. Gene Ontology annotation, molecular function: RNA polymerase II cis-regulatory region sequence-specific DNA binding; DNA-binding transcription factor activity, RNA polymerase II-specific. Bases 249 to 986 code for a protein of 245 amino acids. The transcript has 2 exons. Gene Ontology annotation, biological process: eye development; regulation of transcription by RNA polymerase II. Gene Ontology annotation, cellular component: transcription regulator complex; nucleus. The record is from RefSeq and is a predicted model, not a curated record. NCBI's taxonomy places the organism in Eukaryota, Metazoa, Chordata, Actinopteri, Cypriniformes, Cyprinidae.